AUGGGAAGUCUUCCCACGCAUCGCUGCAACGCAGCAAAACCUUUUAGUCAUUGUGGUCUCGAUUACGGUGGACCGUACCAAAUUCGCAGCGCGAAAGGCAGAGGCCAUCACAGUUAUAAGGGCUAUGUUGCCCUAUUCUUCGGACAUAUACAGCGACUGUGCUACAACGUAGCCGAUGCGGAACUAAAAGCAGAUCUGGCCAGCUUUCGACAACAGCUUGAGGCGGCAGCACGGUACGUGCCAACUUGGGGAGUAACAUGGCAUUUCAUACCACCUGGAUCUCCAAAUUUCGGAGGCAUCUGGGAGGCGGGUAUAAAAAGCAUAAAACAUCAUUUAAAGCGCAUAAUUGGCAGCGCGAAGCUGACAUUUGAAGAAUUUUAUACUCUUUUAAAGCAAGUGGAAGCAGUGCUUAACUCGAGGCCGAUCUCGGCACUAACAGAAGACGCAACGGACUUAGCUGCGUUGACCCCUGGCCAUUUUUUGGUGGGCGGUCCGUUAGUCGCUACUCCCGAACCAAGUUUACUUGAUGUUAAUCCAAAUCGACUCAAAAGGUGGAAACAGCUUCAACAAAUGCAGCAACAUUUCUGGGCCCGAUGGAGUUGUGAGUACUUGCGAGAACUACAAGUAAGACGCAAAUGGCAUCAAACUAGCACCAAUCUAUCACCCGGAGACUUGGUCUUAAUACGCGACGAGCGCGCUCUUCCCACUCAGUGGACGUUGGGUCGUAUAAUAGACGUGCAUCCAGGAACUGACGACGUUGUCAGAGUGGCAACCAUUCGUACGCCAACUUCCAUUAUCAAGCGAGCCAUAUCAAAGUUAGUACUGCUGCCUAUGGAGGACACCUGA
Messenger RNA from Anastrepha obliqua, 846 nucleotides. RefSeq lists its product as uncharacterized. Bases 1 to 846 code for a protein of 281 amino acids. The record is from RefSeq and is a predicted model, not a curated record. NCBI's taxonomy places the organism in Eukaryota, Metazoa, Arthropoda, Insecta, Diptera, Tephritidae. Gene Ontology annotation, molecular function: nucleic acid binding. The transcript has 2 exons.